This is a messenger RNA of Aquila chrysaetos chrysaetos, 1527 nucleotides long. RefSeq names its product killer cell lectin-like receptor subfamily B member 1B allele C. The record is from RefSeq and is a predicted model, not a curated record. The coding region runs from base 697 to 1440 and encodes 247 amino acids. NCBI's taxonomy places the organism in Eukaryota, Metazoa, Chordata, Aves, Accipitriformes, Accipitridae. The transcript has 6 exons.
AAGAAAAGAGAAGAGAAGAAAAGAGAAGAGAAGAAAAGAAAAGAGAGAAAAUUCAUUAACAGCUUGCAGGAAACAGGCAGGAAAAAAGACGCUCUCUGCCUCUUCCAGUGGACGAGCUGGGCAAUCCCUGCAUGCCCCGUCCAUUUAUGGAUCUCCCCACCACAGGAUAAAACAAGAGGCCAACUAUUGUGUCAAAAGCAGCAGGAGCAGAAGAAAAAGCCGUGCACAGUAAAAGCCAUUUCAAGUUGCUUGCAGCCAAUACUCUGGGGAAGAAAUACCAAAUAUUACCUAUCUCCUUCUCACCUGAUUAUCUGCCUCCAGCCAUGCUGAUUCAGACCCUGAUAUGCAUCAGCCUGACCCUCAAAACCCUUAUUUAAAGGUUUUUUAGAUUUUUUUUCAUCUCUGCAUGUUCUCAGAGCUGCUUGGCGCAAUCAUUAAACGCAUAGGUGUUUCUACACCUCCAGAUGUGUGACCGCCACCUGGCUAGAGGACACCUACCCCCCCCUCACUGGCCUUAAUUUACAAGGGAAGGCUCUAGGAUACACUUUUUUUUUUUUUUUUUAAAAGAAGAUAAAAGGCCCAGACGAUGCCAUUUCCUGGGGCUGGACGCAGGCGCGAGCAGGUCGGUCAUAAGACAAGACGUUGCCCAAGAACAGCUUCACUCUUGGGACGCUCUUGCUAUCUUCUGAGCUGGUCAUGGCUGGGGAAAUAAUUUAUGCUGAUUUAAGGCAUCCUGGGGAUGGUUUUUCUCCUGCCGAGAAGCGUCACGCUCCUGCCUUGUGCCCACGGUGGCAUGGGGUCGUCCUCAAAGUCAGUGGGCUGGGGCACCUCGUCCUGCUGGUGCUGGUGGUAGUGCUGAGCGUGCAGGUCUUUCAGGGCUCUCUGCAGCCGGUGAUGACAAGCAUUCCCUGGCAAGGCAGUGAGACCCGGGGAAAGAACCACACGGAGCAAUGCGUGAUUUCAGCCCUGAUGCAGUAUUACUGCAAGCCCCGGCAGGACAGCCCCACAGCCUGUGCUGGCUGCAAGCUGUGUCCCCAGGACUGGCAGCUCCAUGGGGACAGAUGCUACCGGCUUUCCAAGGAAACGGGGAACUGGAAUCAAGGCAAGAAAGGCUGCGAAAAUCAGGGGUCUCAGCUGGCAAUGCUCCGGGACAAGAAAGAAGAGGAGUACAUCAAGAAUAUUACAGGCGGACGCACACAGCCGGUGUGGAUUGGAUUACUAUCAUCCCACAGGAACUGGAGAUGGGUGGACAACACAUCCCUCAACACCAAAAUGUUUCGCACCCUGCAGGAGGUGGAUGAAGGGUGUGGGACACUGAAAAACAAGAUGUUGGAGGUCGAUAUCUGUGACGCUGAACAUGAGUGGCUUUGCCAGAAACACCCUUUCCAGCUCUCCCCAUCGACGGCAGGAGGUGGAAAGAAGUGCGAAGCCUCCGUCUGACAUGUGCCCAUCCUGAAAUGCCCAGCUGUGAAACGCUUGCCGCCAAUAUUUGGGGUAAAGCCAGCCCUGUCUUCACCAUUACAGUCC